Molecule: messenger RNA, 3191 nt
Organism: Salmo salar (Atlantic salmon)
Lineage: Eukaryota; Metazoa; Chordata; Actinopteri; Salmoniformes; Salmonidae
Source: RefSeq, a predicted model, not a curated record
UAAAAAAACUUCCCGUCGAGUUCGGUUGGCGUCACCAUAUAUAAAGAUCACCGGGAGUUCCCGAAAAAUCACAUUCAGUAUCCUAAGCCGAACAAUGGUUAACAUGAGCUAUCACCAAUCUCAACUAAAAUAUAUACACAGUCCGAAUCCACGACAGUCGAGAAAGCGAAAUAAUAAAAGAAAAAGGACUUGUUGGGACAAAUUAUCGCCAACGACCAAUUGCCAGACUUGAUCAUCAGAGACUUUCAGAAGUCCUGGUCCAGUGUGUUUCAGCGUGUGGAAGACUAUCGGUGUCGACUGAGUGACGGAGCAAAAGAUGACUGCCGAGUGGCUUCACCUGCCCCCUCCGUACCCCCCCGGUGUGGGACCGCUGUGUGGUGCAGAGUCGUACCCCCCCGGUGUGGGGCCGCUGUGUGGUGCAGAGUUGGAGGCGUGGUAUGAGGACCUGCAGGAUAUACUGGGAUCAGACGGGGGCGGGGCCAAACCGGCGCGUGCCCCUCCCUGCUCUGAGAAGGAGCCGGAGUUCCUAGAUGUUCUGGAGAACUGUUCCCUGACAUGGCUGACAGACGGGGUGGGAGUGGGUGUCGGGGGGGAGGCGUGGGGGGGAGGUGAGGGGGUCCAGAGGGUCACGGUCCCGGAGGAGCCUCCUACCCACCCGCCCCAACACACCUCCCGUCCGAGUCCAGCUGAGGAAAGAGCGGAGAGGCAGGGGGACAGAGAGGGAGGGAGGGAUGGAGAAAGAGGCUGCUCAGGAGGAGGGGACCUGUUACCCCCAGAGUUCUUUGAGUUGCUGAACGAGGGAGGGGUGGGCAUGACAGGAGGGGUGGGCAUGGUGGAGACAGGAGGGAUCAUGGUGAGCGGUAGCUACCACCAUCAUCAGCUUCAUCAUCACUCCGACAAUGUCCAACAACCUGAGUCUCCUUCCGCCAGCGAGGAGGAAAACACCUGCAUCCCCGACUCUCCCUCCUGCUCUUCCUCCGCCUCUCCGUCCACCUCUCUCAACUGCUCUCCUCCUUCCUCUCCUACUAGCACCUCGUUCUCCUCGUCUCGGCAGGACAAACGCAAGAGGGGCAACUCUCUGUCCUUCCCUUCCUCCGGCUCACACUCAUCCUCCACUUCUGCGAAGAAGAGCAGGAGAGAGAGGGAGCAGGAGAACGAGAGGAAGGUACAUGAGCUGACAGAUCAGAACGAGAGGUUGAAAGCAGAGAUAGACAGACUGGGAGAGGAGGUGCAGAGGACACGCCGAGCCCUGAUAGAGAGACUAGUUAACACCAGGAAGUGAGGGAGGAAGGAAGUAACAAGGCAGAAAAUGAACAUUUGGAAUAGCAGGUUGGCGGUGAAGGGUUUAAUGCGGUGGCGACUUUGAAAUGCAUUUUAAGAUAGCGUUAAGAGAGAAACCAAAAUAUAUAUAUGUUUUCUUAUAUACAUAUAUAUGUUUUAAGAAGAAAGUUAAAUUAUACAUUUUCUGAAAAACUGUAUGAUAAAGUCAGAAGGAAAAGGUAGAUAUAAAGAGCGAGCGAUGGAAGAGCAAGUCAAAGGAAAACCAUGGAGAGAAAGAACUGUGGCAGACGUAGUGACAGAUGGACAUACAGGUGUAAAGUAACGGAGGAAAAGGUCCAGAAGGUGGAUGGGUCAUGCUCUCUGUUGAGAGGUUACUGUAUCUACAUGUAGGUGGGUUAACUAACGUAGAAUGAUUGGGUCGUUUAGAUCAUUCAGUCAUGUGUAGAGUUCAGUAUGAAGUACGGAUGGGUUACAUUCAAUUAACCCAUUGGGGCCUUUGAUUCCAAAAUGAAGGAAUUGAUUCGGAAGCAUCUACCUAUGAAGAUUGUGAACCAACACCUAUCCCAAGCGUUGCAUGGGUCACGUUCAUUAAGCAUCAAAUGGAAAGAUCAAAGUGGGACUACAUUGGACAAAAAAACAUUUGUUUAGUUCUGUUGCAAAACAUUUUAAAACGUUUUCUGUUGCGUGCCCUAAUGAAUGCGAUUCUGAUUGGGAGUUUUACUCGUUAAGCCUAGUGAAGUGAUUUGUAUGAAGUAGGGAUUAGUAAACAUUCUGAUUUGUUUGGGGGUGUCGGCAUUGAUUCCAAAAUUACGGCUAAUUGAAAAAACAAUUCAAGUGAUUUUUCCCCAUUGCUAGGAGUUAUUGAUUGGGGGUUCGGUAGGAAUUUGUAUUGAUCGGACUCAAAAACCAUCAACAAAGCGAUUCUGACAAACUUGUGUUGGACUCAUUCCUAGUAUGAAGGUAGUGAACUAAAACAAGGAGAGUGCAUUUCACUGUCACGGCAUCCUUUAUCUAGCCUGGUUAAACCUGACUGAAUGCUAAGCCUACCUUUGUUUCACUGGGAAGCCACCGUGAAACGUAGCUAAAAUUGUUUGAAUACCAGGCUAUCCCUUAUCCGCCAACCUCAAAUCUAAGAUUAAUCCUAAAGACUGCAGAGGCCAUCAGAGAUAAUAUUUAUUGUCCAGUUUGUGGAGGAAUAUAGAGCUCAGGAAAGUUUGUCAGUCAGUAACUCAGUGCUUAUAUAAGCUGUUACGGCUUUACUGUGCGUGGAUAGUUUUACACCUAGAACGUGGAUCGUUUUACACCUAGAACGUGGAUCGUUUUGCACCUAGAACGUGGAUCGUUUUACACCUAGAACGUGGAUUGUUUUGCACCUAGAACGUGGAUAGUUUUGCACCUAGAACGUGGAUAGUUUUACACCUAGAACGUGGAUAGUUUUACACCUAGAACGUGGAUCGUUUUACACCGAGAACGUGGAUCGUUUUACACCUAGAACGUGGAUCGUUUUACACCUAGAACGUGGAUCGUUUUACACCUAGAACGUGGACCGUUUUGCACCUAGAACGUGGAUAGUUUUACACCUAGAACGUGGAUAGUUUUACACCUAGAACGCUAAUCUUUUUCUAUCAAAUAGACUGAAUUUAGUGGUAGUAAUAUUUACAAUGUAGAGCUCUACCCUGAUUCACAUAUAUAUAUUUUAUAUACUCCUGUAUUAUACCGACACAGUUCUACUGAAAUAAAACCUUUACUGUACCCAUAUUGACUCAACAUUUUACUGUAAAUGAUGUAUCGGUCAGUGGUUGAAUUAGAGAAACACUAACGUGCUUGUCUUUUAUUUCGGUUAAAUGACAAAGGAAACAUUUACUUUGCUAUUGUAUGUUUAGAGUUGCAAAUAAAAUCCUUUAAAACCA